AUGAGGACGCUGGCCGAGAGCGAGCACCAUGUCGCCGAGUUUGUCAUGCCGACGGACCUCCACCGCCAGGGAAUGACUUGCGCCAUCUUUACCCGGCGAAGUCAGGAAGCGGACGACUUGGCGGCACUCUUGUCCACGCCGGGUUUCCGGCACCUCGACUUGGCCCUUUUCACGGGGUAUGGCUUGCCCGAAGACUGGGACGAUUUAAGCAUGGGCUCAUUACGACAGCUGCUGGCCGGUGCACCACAACUUGAGCAUUUCAGUUUCUCUUGUUCUACAGACCCCGGAUCCGAUCAGCCGGCCGUCCUUGUGCAAGAGAUAUUCCCCGUGGCAUCGUGGCCAAACCUGCGGCAUUUUGGUAUCCACCAGCUCACCGUGGUGGAAAAGUCAGGCCUUGUCUCCCUACUAUCGGCGCUGCCAGUCUCGCUUCGCUCUGUCAAGCUAAGCCAGCUUGCCUUUGAAGAAGAAAACUCGUACCAUACGCUGCUGUGUGACAUGCGCGACAAGCUCGGCUGGAGGAACCGUGCUCCUGACCAAAGACCCCAUGUGAGACUCAUCUUUCACGUGAAAACCAUGGAGGAGAUGGAAUUUCCAGAACCAACUGAUGACCCAGCGGAUUAUCUACUUGUUGACGAGCCGGCAAACAUGUAUCUGUACAGCAGUACAGAGACGAACGGUAGCCCGAACCCCUUUUCAGAAGACUGGCCCAAUUUCCCAAUCGCAGGCAUAGGAAUUGUUGGACGAAGCUAUGCUGAUCCAUCGUUCAAGAAGCAAUGCAGUCUUACUCUCGCACAACGGCGAAUUCUGUUUUGUGAAUGA
Molecule: messenger RNA, 819 nt
Organism: Akanthomyces muscarius
Lineage: Eukaryota; Fungi; Ascomycota; Sordariomycetes; Hypocreales; Cordycipitaceae
Exons: 4
Coding region: 1-819 (272 amino acids)
Source: RefSeq, a predicted model, not a curated record